AUGUGUCGGGGCGGGCGAGUGCUCGCUGCCCCGGGAAGGUUGAUCGGUAGCACCUUCCUCGCUCGCUCGCUCGCUCCCAGAGCGGGGAGAAGCCGCAGGUGCGCCGUGCCCGCGGUCUGGGCCCGAGGGCGCCGCUGCCCCCUCAGCCGCCCGCGCGCCAAGAUGCCAGUUUGCAAUGGGUCUUAAAACCUUCUGGAAGGACAACAAAGUUCUGAUUGUUAUGGGAGCUAGCCUGGGACUAGUGCACUGGGGCUGGUAUUACUUGAAGUCCAGUCCUGUUUUCCAGGUGAAGACAGAGGAUUAUGAUCCAGAACGUGAAAUUCUGACAUUCAUGAUGCAAAGCGCUCGCAAAAGUAAAGAGAAAUAGCAUUAGUACUUUGAUUUUUAGGUAUAACUAAGCUUGAAGGUUUUCAUCUGUUACUGUUGCCAGAAAAGAUGAAGAAAACUACCUGGAGUAGAAAGAACUUUCUGCUUGUAGCAGGACUGUCACUUAUAGGUGUCCAUAUAGGAAGCAUGCUUGUGAACUUUGUUGCAAAAAAGUCUGCUCAAUCUCAUCCAGAAGCUAAAAGAGAUCGUCCGGAAUGAAAUAGAUUCCUGCUGUGACUGUUUAUGUUUUGCAACAUGAUUUAAGCCUCGUUUUAAGAGAGCUGUGAUCAGUAGUUUCAGGAAUGCUGUAUAUACUGUUUCACACUGCAAAUAAUAAUCCUUGCCUGCAAAGAAUUAAAAUGUGCUACUCUUAAAAUUUAAAAGUGCAAUGAAUUAUAGAUCCAAGUAAAAAAAAGUGAAAUGUUUUUUUGGCUAGAAUUAAAAUUUUACCUUCAAAAUGU
Passer domesticus (house sparrow) is the source of this 827-nucleotide messenger RNA. RefSeq lists its product as uncharacterized. The record is from RefSeq and is a predicted model, not a curated record. The transcript is spliced from 3 exons. Lineage: Eukaryota; Metazoa; Chordata; Aves; Passeriformes; Passeridae. The coding region runs from base 176 to 367 and encodes 63 amino acids.